This is a messenger RNA of Musa acuminata subsp. malaccensis (wild Malaysian banana), 2824 nucleotides long. Its product is annotated as G-type lectin S-receptor-like serine/threonine-protein kinase LECRK3. Lineage: Eukaryota; Viridiplantae; Streptophyta; Magnoliopsida; Zingiberales; Musaceae. The record is from RefSeq and is a predicted model, not a curated record. Gene Ontology annotation, molecular function: protein serine/threonine kinase activity; ATP binding. Gene Ontology annotation, biological process: protein phosphorylation.
AAAGACUUCGCAAGUUUCUUGCCGUCCAACAAAUAAUUCCUUUCAGUAGGCCGAUGAUCUUACCAGCGAGCAGCAGAGAAUAGAGCUCGAGAGACCGACGAAAGAUGGCGUCGCCCCCUUCUCCCUAUCUCUUGCCUUCGCUCAUCCUCACUCGCACUUUCCUCCUCGUCUUGCUACUAACCCAGACCAUCUCCUCCGCCCAGAGCUACUCCAACAUCACGCAGGGCACCACCCUCACGGCUGGCUCAUCGACCGGCUCCUGGCUCUCUCCAUCCGGCGACUUCGCCUUCGGAUUCUACCCCACCGACGCCCAAGCCUCCCUCUUCCUCGUCGCCAUCUGGUUCGAGUCCACCUCCCCCAAAGCCGUCGUCUGGUCCGCCAACCGCGACGCUCCUGUCCGAUCAGGCUCCACCCUGCAGCUGACCAGCGACGGCCGCCUCUCCCUAAAGGACGACGGCGGAAACGAAGUGUGGAGCGCGGGCCCUGCCAACGCCUCCACCGCCGCCGUCCUCGACUCCGGCAACGUCGUCCUCACUGCUUCCGGCGGCAUCUUGUGGCAGAGCUUCGAUCUUCCUACGGACACGCUCCUGCCGGGUCAAGUCUUGGGACUGGGCUCCGACCUUCGUUCCCAGCUCACCGACUCCGACUUCUCAGAUGGCCGAUUCGAGCUCGCGGCGCAAACGAGCGGCGAACUCCAGCUCCUACCGCUGGCCAUCCCCUCUGGAAACCAAUACGAUCCAUACUGGUCCAUCGACACGACCGAUUCCGGCUUUCAGCUCGUCUACAACGAAUCCGGCAGCAUAUACUUCGCUCUCACGAAUGGUACUCUGCUCAACGUAACUAUGGCUUCUGUCUAUUCCACCGAAGACUUCUUCCAACGCACGAGGCUGGAUCCCGACGGCGUCUUCCGCCAGUACAUCUACCCCAAGAGCGGCAGGGCGACCGGAUCCUGGAGUAGGAAAUGGAAUGCGGUGGCCAAAGUGCCGGCGGACAUCUGCCAAGAUCUUCAAUCCGACGGCGCUGGUAGCGGCACCUGUGGCUUUAACAGUUACUGCAGAUCCGGCGGAGAUCAGAGCGAGGUAAACUGCUUGUGCCCACCAGGGUACUCCUUCAUCGACCCGGAGCGGAAGUACAAAGGUUGCGACCAGGACUUCCCACCCAUCUGCAAACAAUACGAUCCUGCUCAGUUCAACCUGAUCCCCAUAAACAACGCCGACUGGCCCUUCUCGGAUUACGAGCACUACACGAACGUGAACGAAGACCAGUGCAGACAGUACUGUUUGGAGGAUUGCCUCUGCGCGGUUGCCAUCUUCUGGGACAGAAAGGAAUGCUGGAAGAAGAAGCUGCCGCUGUCGAAUGGAAAGCUGGGUAGCUAUAUCGACAGGACGGCACUGAUAAAAGUGUCGAAAACUAAUUAUACUUCCCUGUUGCCGCCAUCGGGUCCAGUUAUAUCUGUGGUGAAGAAGGAAAGGAAGACUUUGAUUCAGAUUGGAGCAGUGCUUCUGGGGUGCUCUGGAUUUUUUAAUGUGAUCUUCAUCGCGUUGAUCAUUGCAAAGAUCUUUGGUUCCCCUAGGGGGAGGAGUACGACGUUUCAGCCGCAGACCAGCAUGUCCGAAUUUAAUAUCAGAGUCUUUAGUUACAAGGAGCUUGAAGAAGCAACCGAUGGAUUCAAAGAAGAACUGGGAAGAGGGGCCUUCGGUUCAGUUUAUAAAGGUGUGUUGUCAUCCUACAUUAGCACUAAUAUUGCGGUGAAGAAGUUAGAUAGGCUGCUUCGCGAGAACGAGAAGGAGUUCAUAAAUGAGGUGAGAUCUAUUGGGCAGACUCAUCACAAGAAUCUGGUCAGAUUGAUUGGAUACUGCAACGAAGGGACGCACAGACUUCUGGUGUACGAGUACAUGCGAAACGGGUCGUUGAUUGGCUUCUUGUUCGGCAAUAUAAAGCUGCAUUGGCAGCAGAGGGUCCAAAUCAUAUUUGGAAUCGCAAGAGGAUUGCUUUACUUGCACGACGAGUGCAGCACUCCGAUCAUCCACUGUGACAUCAAACCUCAGAAUGUACUCCUGGAUGACAAUUUUGUGGCUAGGAUUUCGGAUUUCGGGUUAGCGAAGCUGCUGAGGGCUGACCAGACUCGAACCAAUACCGGCAUAAGGGGAACCAGAGGGUACGUAGCACCAGAGUGGUUCAAGAGCAUGGCGAUCACGAAGAAGGUGGAUGUGUACAGCUUUGGUGUGAUGAUGCUGGAGAUCAUAUGCUGCCGGAAGAACUUGGAAACAGAGAUCGGGGAAGAGGAGGAACCGGUGCUCAUUUACUGGGCUUACGAUUGUUUCAAGGAUGGGAUGGCGGAUCUUUUGGUGCAGCAUGACAAAGACGCACUGGCCGAUAUGGAGGAGGUGGAGAGGUUUGUGAAAAUAGCGUUUUGGUGCAUCCAAGAGGAUCCGUCGCUCAGGCCUUCGAUGCAGAAGGUGACUCAGAUGCUGGAAGGAGCAGUUGAAGUUUCUCUGCCACCCGAUCCUUCCCCAUUCCUGACCACAAAUUAGUCACAGAUUUCCUGAGUGCUUGGACUUGGGUUUGCUCUUCUAAUUCUCCUGAAACCCAUGGCUGGUGCAAGAAUCGCUGCAAAGCGCAUAUUGUGGUAGCAAACCAAGUGUAUUAUGGAAACUUAUCAUAUAGCCAGCCUUCUUGUUUCUAAUAUGCCUACUGUCAGUAUACAUAGAAGUCCAGUCUGCAAGGCUCUCGCCUAUGUUGAAUUUGGGAAGCACCAAUACAUUGGUCAUAGAUAGUAUCUUGUAAUUUAAACAAGAAACCAGUGAAAUAGUUUGCUGCAUAA